AUUUUUUUUUCGCACAGUUGUCCUGAGUUUUGCCCUGCUCUCCAUCUCAGUUCUUUGUGUAGCAGUGUAAUCCAGAAUUCUCUUUAAACAGUGUGUGUUGACAGAGAAAAGGAGGAAGUGCCAGGACGAGGGAUGCAAACCCACUGAAGGCCCCAAAUGAGCAGCUCCUGUGGAAUGCAGUGCAUGUUCAAAUAUUGCAAGCAAGCAAGCAAGCCUUUGAUGGUAUCAAUAUAUUGGCCGCGAUUGAUCCAGACAGCGCAGCCGAUGACAGUUAUUGGUCUCAUGCAAGAUGGCGAUGAAGAUCCCACCGUCAACAAAACAGACAAACCUCACAUGCUACCUGAUUCCACUCCGGCGCACGUCGAGAAUCCAAUAGGAUCCAGCGGCGAACCACUUCCUGGACCCAGCGGCGAACCAGCAAGAAAGAAGGCUAGAAAAACAAAUCGUCCCACCUCGCCGGUCAGUCCUGGACCAGGCGGCGAACCACCAAGAAAGACUUAUCGUUUUACAGUGGUGGUCCGACCUGAACCGAAUGGCGAACUACCAAGAAAGGCUUAUCGUUUUACCCGGGCGACCAGUCCUGAGACUGUGCUGUUUUAUGACUGGAGUAGAAGCCAUAAGGAUGACGUGACCACCUGGGGCACGUCUCAAAUCGAUGCUUGGGACCAGAGUUCUUGGACGAGCGAGCGUGACAAGGUGUCAACCACCAAUGUGGGUCAAACACCAUAUCCUUCUCACUCACCGUCGUCGGAAGAAGUAGAAGUGGAAGAAGUGCUGGCGCCUCAGCCGGUUGAUGAACCAUUUGAUGAUCUGCCUCCGACUCAUAGAUGA
This is a messenger RNA of Carassius gibelio (silver crucian carp), 831 nucleotides long. RefSeq lists its product as uncharacterized. The transcript is spliced from 6 exons. The record is from RefSeq and is a predicted model, not a curated record. Bases 157 to 831 code for a protein of 224 amino acids. Lineage: Eukaryota; Metazoa; Chordata; Actinopteri; Cypriniformes; Cyprinidae.